CUGCAGAGUGUGGCAUUGACGAAAAGAAGAAAUAAAUGAUGCAGCGAUUAAUAACGAUAUUCAUGUUACUUCUUAUUGCCUACUCUCAUGCAGAAGAACCAGGGACAAAUAGAGAAGUGCGAUCAUUAAGUACAGAUUCCAUUCAACUGGGACUCAAGUCUUUGAUAACGAACUCUCUUGGAAACCUGGAACCCAUAAUCACUUUUCUGAAGACACAAAUAAGAGAUAUUAUAAUCGAUCUUGGCAUUCAAGCUUUUAAAUAUAUAGUGAAAAUCUUAUACGAUUGUAAAGUCAGAUUCUUGAAGAAACUUGGAAUGGUCACGAUUGCUGAUAUAUUCCAUUUGAUAUUUGACGGUGUUUUGGAAUUGAUCACUGAAAAUGGAAGUGGAAUUACACAAGAUGAUGGAGUUCUGGAAACUUCAGACUAUGAAACGGAAUACGCCUUACCAAAUCCUUAUUCGUUAGAGAAUUUAAUACUGUCCGGCGACAAUAAAUGAUAUUUUAUUAA
Messenger RNA from Maniola jurtina (meadow brown), 508 nucleotides. RefSeq lists its product as uncharacterized. Lineage: Eukaryota; Metazoa; Arthropoda; Insecta; Lepidoptera; Nymphalidae. The coding region runs from base 36 to 497 and encodes 153 amino acids. The record is from RefSeq and is a predicted model, not a curated record. The transcript has 2 exons.